Molecule: messenger RNA, 1238 nt
Organism: Ixodes scapularis (black-legged tick)
Lineage: Eukaryota; Metazoa; Arthropoda; Arachnida; Ixodida; Ixodidae
Exons: 3
Coding region: 146-1039 (297 amino acids)
Source: RefSeq, a predicted model, not a curated record
AAACUAGCCAGUGAAACUAGCUACAAAUCCAAAUCCAAAGCCAAACAAAUUUUUUCUUCCUUUGUUGACGUAUGUGCUGUUGCCGCUGUUGCUGCUGCUUCGAGCUGUUUUUAUGGGCGCUGUUGCGCUACUCUGCGCCUAGGAAAUGCAGCCGGGUCUGUUCAAGGUGGACGUGGAAUCCAAGAUGAUUUCGCUGGUUGAGAAGCGUCGGUUCCUCUGGGACGUGAGGGACCGAUCGUACCACAAGAGGGAUCUCAAAGAAAGGGCGUACGCCGAGAUCGCCGCAGCACUGGGGCGACAAUUCACGGCGGCUGCGGUGAAGUCGAGAUUUGCAAACCUGCGCUCCCAGUACCAUCGGGAACAGCGAAGAGUCACAGACAGCCUUAAGUCUGCCUCCAGCCCAGAAGAUGUGUACGUGCCUCGCUGGACCCACUACACAAAGCUCCAGUUCCUGCAGACCUCAAGUCCAAGGCAAGGGAGAUGGCCACUCCCAGACAACCAGGAUGCCUCAGAGGUUGCUCCAGAAGCACCCGAGGACAUCCUCAGUGCCCCCUGGGUGGAGCUGAAGGAAGGCAGCUUCCCCAUCAACCCCAGCGUUGUGGCACCAGAGGACGCGGCCGGCCACUGCAGCUUCAUGGGUGGCCGCAGGGACAGCACUGACGCCAGCAGCACCCGAAGCGCAAGUACCAGUGGCGAGCUCGCCGGUGCCAGUAGCAGCUUCCCCGACCCGAGCCCAGGUGGUCGGGACAACAAGCCCACCAAAAGAAGACGCUCGGCAGACGACGGCUACGAAACGGAAAGGAAGCUUCAUCGGCUGUUGGAAAGUGCGGUGCAGACUCUGACCGAGACGUGCGAGGGAACAAAGAAGGACGACUGUGAUGCCUUUGGGGCCCUGAUGGCGCAGACUGCGAGGCAGCUGCCACAGGGCCCCCACAGGCAGAUGGGGACCCUGAAGGCCUACGAGGCCCUCGUCAGCUACAGUGUGUCUGUGAACGAACGUGUCGUGGGUGCUGUGCAGAAGCUGGUGAACGGCGAAUGAAAAGGGACGGAAUGUUGCACCUCCUGGUUUUUUUUCUUGGUUUGUGCCGAAACCACCGUGGUGCUUGGCACGGCAGAAACGGGCGAAAAAUAAGGCCAGGGCACAGGAUAAGCAAGAUGGUUUUAUUGGUUUUAUGUCUCACUACUAGAUACAGUCACGUCUCGUUAAAAUGGAUUUCAUUAAAAUGUUUUCCUCGUUA